Molecule: messenger RNA, 1623 nt
Organism: Meira miltonrushii
Lineage: Eukaryota; Fungi; Basidiomycota; Exobasidiomycetes; Exobasidiales; Brachybasidiaceae
Product: ATPase
Exons: 1
Coding region: 108-1577 (489 amino acids)
Biological process (GO): protein import into peroxisome matrix
Cellular component (GO): peroxisomal membrane; cytosol
Molecular function (GO): ATP hydrolysis activity; ATP binding
Source: RefSeq, a predicted model, not a curated record
CUGUCUGCUGAGCAUGCACAGCACAUAUAGUCAUUCAUUCGCACGGGCAACAACUUGUCCAUUCAUGACACCCAUCAUUGCAAUCCUUUCAUAGCAAACACAUCGUAAUGAAGCCAGAGACAAACAUCUAUCAAAAUUUGCUCCCAUUGAUGGGCACAACACAAGACAAUAUACGCAGUCAAACUGAUGAAGCAUUUGACGCAUACUUUGAUCAUUGUAGUGGAUCACGAGUAAGUACGCAAGCAGUGAUCGCGGCUGCACUCAAAGAAGAAUAUCCAAAAUUGGAACAAGUUGUCGUAACGGCGGAUAACUGUAACCUGAUCAAUUUUGCACAACAAACCGGUCUUGCACAAUUUCAACUUUUACAAGAUCAUUCAAGAAGACAAUUAACGCCAACUUCCUUAAGCUUGAUCAGAUACCUCGCACCUGCUCAUCGAACAGAGCCAGGUUCUUUGGGUGUUGAACUUCAAUUAGCAAAGUAUGCAUAUCAAUGGCAAUCAAACGAUUUCAUUGUCUACUACAUCGACGGACGUGACGGGACAUCCGCCUAUCCGAAACAAGAACUGAUUUUCGUCUUGACAAAGGAUAAACAAGCGGCAUUAGAGUUGGUACAAGCAGCUGGUACUUGGUCAAAUGAGCUGCAUGGUCAAGUAUGGGAAUACGAUCAAGGCUAUUGGAGCAAGAGCAGUGAACUGUACAACAGCUUCAUUCAUGCCUCCUGGGACAGUGUCAUCUUGGAUGAAAAACGAAAAGAAGAGAUUAUUGAUGAUCAUUUAUCCUUCUUCCGAUCUCGUGAGACGUAUAAAAGUCUUCAAGUUCCAUGGAAGCGAGGUAUUAUAUAUCAUGGGCCUCCAGGCAAUGGUAAAACCAUCUCGAUCAAAGCGAUGAUGCACACUCUCUACACGCUAUCUGACCCGAUCCCAACACUUUAUGUGCGCUCUCUGGUCUCAUACGCCGGACCGGAGUAUUCUGUCAAGCAAAUUUUCAAGAAAGCUAGAGCAAUGGCACCCUGUUAUUUGAUCCUUGAAGAUUUGGAUACGAUUAUCACAGAAGGUAUUCGAAGCUAUUUUUUGAACGAAGUGGAUGGCUUGAAGGACAAUGAUGGAAUCAUGAUGCUCGGCAGUACGAAUCAUCUUGACAGACUUGAUCCCGGUAUCUCUCAAAGACCUUCUCGUUUUGAUCGAAAGUACUUUUUUGAUAAUCCAAACGAGAAGGAGCGUGAGUUGUAUGCACACUUUUGGCAACGCAAGUUGAAGGAUAACAAGAGCAUUGAAUUCCCGGAUAAACUUUGUCCGGCAAUUGCACGAAUCACAAACGAUUUCAGCUUUGCGUACAUGCAAGAAGCUUUUGUUGCCUCUCUUUUGGCUAUCGCACGACAAAAGCCAGAAAGUACUACAGAACAAUCUACAAGUAAGGCAAGAAAAGAGUUCAAUGUAGAAGAAACCGACUCGGACUGGUUGCGUCUGGCUGAUGAUGAUGACAGCGACGAUGAUGAGGAAUUGAACAAAUACGUCCUUUGGAGAGAGAUACAAAAUCAAGUCCGCAUCUUACGCAAGGGCAUUCAAGAAGAAGAGUAAUCACGCAAGGGUUCUCACACAGUUCGAGGUUUUAUAGCAAUCGUAU